This is a messenger RNA of Megalopta genalis, 2069 nucleotides long. The record is from RefSeq and is a predicted model, not a curated record. Lineage: Eukaryota; Metazoa; Arthropoda; Insecta; Hymenoptera; Halictidae.
CAAACAUACCUUGUACAAACAAGUCUAUAUCAUCUACAAGUCAAACAAUAGUAAUUACUUUUUCUUCAAAUUCAUAUGUUAUAUAGAAAUAUUCUCACAAGGAAACACAGUGAAUGAUUAUUUAAUAUACAUACAUCUAAAAACAAAUCUUGUGUUGCUACAAACUGAAGUGCACGAGGUUAUGAGAUAAAAUAAGACUUAAUUGUACAAUAGUCUAAUAAUAAUAAAAAUAACGCUAUUUUCAAUUUUGUUCUCGUUUUACGCUUAAUUUUUUGUUUUUAUAAAAGUUAAAUGCUACUUAUUUAAAUAAUAAAACGAGCAUUACGGAUAAACGCGAGUCAAACAUUUUCGAAGAAUUUCAUGCAAGAAUAAUUCAACAGCACGCGCCGAUCGUUGCCACAGCGUAUGUAUGUACAUGUAAUCAUUAUGAAGAUACCGACAGAGCUUAACCAUUGGAUCAUUUAAUCUUUAAAGAUUGUUAUUGGUGUAUUUUAAUUUCAAUGUCCUUUUAAAUUGGUAUUCAAUGUCAUUUCUUGAUAUAGUUCGAUGUUGAAGGAAUUCACUGCUCUUGGCAUAGGACAAGGUUAAAUUAAAAAUUAUAAAAAGGGAUUCCAGUAAGACAAAUACUUAUAACAGGAUGCAGAAGACAAUUAUACAAAUAUUUUUAAUACUUUACAUACUCGUAUCAAUUUCCUUUGCGCACCAUUGCUUUUUAUAUGGUGGAGAUUAUAGAUGCAAGUUGGCAACAAGAACGCCAUAUAGAUUUAUUGCUAACUAUGAUGAUUCUAUUCUUGAAUAUUCAGGUUGUACUCCAAAAAAGAUAUGGCUAAUGGUAAGACAUGGUACAAGGUAUCCUGGUAAAAAAUAUAUACCAUCCAUGAUUAAGAUGCUGCCAAAAUUACAACAGACUAUUUUAGAUAAUUAUCAGAUGGGAGAAACAACUUUAAACGAUGAAGAUAUAAUUUUAUUGAAAGAUUGGAAAAUUACCUUUACCGAGGAUGAUAUCAUGAGAUUAGCAGAUGAAGGUGGAAACGAGAUGAUUGAUCUUGCAGAAAGAUAUCAGUCUAGGUUCUCAUCUCUUAUGCCAGAAUUAUAUAGUAAUAAAACCUACAGGUUUAAAUACACUGCUACUCAACGUACAGAGGAAAGUGCAAAACAUUUUGCCACUGGUCUAUUUGGUAGACAUAAUAGUUACAAAGUCUGGUACCCAGAGGCAGAGCACAAAGACCCUGUUCUACGAUUUUACAAACGUUGUGAGCGUUGGUUGCGUGAUGUAGACAAUAAUCCAGAUGCUCAAGAAGAAGAAGGACAUUUUUUGAAGAGUGAAGCUUACACUGGGAUGUUGAGGGACGUUUCUGAACGUAUUGGUUAUCAAAUCGAUCAUGAAAUUGCAAACUUGAUGUACAUGAUGUGCAGUUUUGAAAUUGCAUGGAUACCAGAUACGGAAUCCCCUUGGUGUAGAAUGUUCACAUUGAACGAAUUCAAGAUACUUGAGUAUGCUGAGGACAUAAAAAAAUACUGGACUGAUGGAUAUGGGUACAAAUUGAGUUAUGAACAAGCAUGCAUUGCAUUAAGGAAUAUGUUCGACUUUUUCAGAGAAGUUGAUGGACCAUUAGUAUCAGCAUAUUUUACCCAUUCAGGCACCAUCUUGAAGUUGUUGGCUGCUGUAGGAGUUGCCAGGGACGAUCAACAUUUGGCUCAUAAUCUUUAUAAUCUAUAUGCAGAUGAUAGAGCUUGGAAAACUGGUGUCAUUGAUUCAUUUGCAUCUAAUAUAGCAUUUGUUUUGUACAAUUGUUCAUCUAGCGGCCUUAGUGUUCUUUUCAUGCAUCAAGAACGACCACUCUAUCUGUCAGGAUGUCCUUUACAUGUGCCAUGUCCAUUAUCUAUAAUGAAGGCGCUGUAUCCUGACCACGAAGAAGAAUGUCCGUUUGAAGCAAUGUGCGAUAUGGACGAAGACUCGUAAUUACAGAAGAAUAAAUUAUUCUUUAGUCGAGAUUAUAUAAAUUGCAUUUCUACAUUUGCAUAUUUGUAUCAUAUUUAAAAAAUAAAUGUUAAAAACAUUAUAAUAA